Molecule: messenger RNA, 8289 nt
Organism: Camponotus floridanus (Florida carpenter ant)
Lineage: Eukaryota; Metazoa; Arthropoda; Insecta; Hymenoptera; Formicidae
Gene: Smr
Product: nuclear receptor corepressor 1
Exons: 17
Coding region: 269-8188 (2639 amino acids)
Biological process (GO): regulation of transcription by RNA polymerase II
Source: RefSeq, a predicted model, not a curated record
GCGAGUCGUCUCACGGAUCGACCGGUCGAUCGAAUUCUCCAAAUAGGAUACGCGCCGGCGUUCCCGCGUGUGCGUACAUAUGUGUCAGGGCGCGCGCGUGUGCGUCGUGACUGCCGCACGGAAUCGUCGUCGACGUCGUUCGCGCCCGGCCAGGCCGGGCCGGUGAAUCGCCGCGCCAUCGCCAGCGGAUCGACCUGCCGCGGCAAACUUUGGAUCCGGUUCGCUUUCCACAGCUGACGUCAUUACCGUUCACAAUGCGCUAGGGGUGAUGGAGACAGUGGGCAAGCAAGUUCAGGUAGUGAGCGGACUGGGGGGUCCGGUGGGCCCUGUGGGCCCAGUCGGGGGAGAUUUGCAUCACCAUCAUCACCCUCACCCGCACGCCCAUCCUCCGCACCCGCAUCCCCACCCCCACGGUCAUCCCCAUGGGGCCCACGGCCACUCGCUCGUCGGCGCGACGUCGAACCCCGGUAGAGGUCAAGCCCAACCACCCGUCUCGCAUAAUCAGCACGUACCUGCGAGAUCCACUCCCGUACAGCUGCACAGACCAACGCAGAGCUAUGUCAACAUCAAGAGCAGCAGCCCGGUGUCUCCGAGGACGGUAGGAACGGGAGCGACGUACGUGCAGGGUGGCGCGGCCGCGUCUUCCGCGGCGGCCGCGGCCGCUGCCGCAACCGCGGGCGGUCCUGCCGUCGUCGCUGGAGUUAGCACCGCCACGAGCAGCGGCAGCAACGGCGGCGUGGUCGGUGUCCCGAACGUUUUAUCCGCAGCGGCAGGUGGUGGCAACAGUGCGAGCAACAGCAACGCGAGCAACGGCGGUGCGAGCGGCAACGGCGGCGGUGGCAGCAACGGUGGCGUCCCGAACGUUUUAUCCGCAGCGGCAGGUGGCAACAGCGUGAGCAACAGCAACGCGAGCAACGGCGCCGCGAGCAGCAACGCUGGCAGCGGCGGUGGCGGCGGCGGUGGCGGUGGCGGUGCCGCGAGUGGCACUCCUUACGUCACUCUACCAUCGAUGCUCCGUUACAUUCAUUCCUAUCCGCCGACCUCGGUGUCGGCGCCGGCGGUAGCGGCGGUCGUCACCACCGCACCGUCGCCGGCGGCCCCCGUGCCCAUACCCGCUCCCGCGCCCGCACCCCCUCCGAACCAGCCGACCGUCAUCGCCAGCCAAACACCGCCGCCGCCGCUCACCGGGACUGCCUAUACCGCGAGAGACGCGUAUCGCGCCGGCACCACGAACGUGAACGAGAGGAUCGCCAUCAGUGUGAGCAAUAGUCCUCUAUCGCAAGUCGGUGUUGGGGUAGUGGCCGAGUAUAGCGGCAUGGGAACCGGCAGAGGCGAUCGGCCGAGGAUAUCUCUCUUACCGCCUACCGGCUCGUCGGUGACGCCGAUACCGUCGCCAACUGCGUCCGAGUAUCAACAGCACGCAAGAAACCCGCCGCGGGUAGGCCUCAUGCCCGUCCAACCGGAUCAGUAUUGUACGCGCACCGCCAUCGACAUGGCCAGUCUGCAGCAAGACACACCGCCCUUCAAAAAGAUUCGUCUAGGUCAGCCGCAUCAGCAGGUCCAGCAGCUGCAAUCGCAGCCACAGUCGCGCUGUCAGAGCUUGUCGCCCGCGGACCCUUGCGGCGGUAAGCAGGAGCAGCAGCAGCAGCAUGUCGUGCAGUUGCAGCAACCGCUUAGGAUAGAUACCAGGGAGCAGCCUGCCGUGGGUGCAUAUACGCCGCAAACGGAAGCCAUUUCGCCUACUCUUCCAGAGCCGAAUACGCAAGAGGAUGCGCUUAGAAGUACCAAGGAUGAGCUCUUGCAGCAAAUCGGCAAAGUCGACAGAGAAAUCGCCAAGAGAGAGAAUCAGUUGAACAUGUUGCGGAAGAGGAUAAAAGAAUUGGAAGAAGCAGCGAAUAAGCCUUUAGAAGCGACUGGUCUCAAACGUAAUAUUGAGGAACAAUCGCAGCAACCAAAGCAUCAAUCAUUGGCACAAAAGAUCUACGCUGAAAAUAGGCGAAAGGCGGAAGAGGCUCAUAGACUCAUGGAAAAACUAGGCCCCAAAAUAGAACUACCUUUAUAUAAUCAACCGUCGGAUACGAGUGUGUAUCAAGAGAAUCGUACGCGGCAUCAAACGUGUAUGCGAACCAGACUCAUAGCGAGGCUACGGAGAGAUCAUACCGAACGUGCGUCUCUCCAUCAGCAGCAAACGCAAACGUACACAAUUUUGGUUCAAGAGUGGCAUCGGAAGGUAGAACGGCUGGAGGCGACGCAGAAAAGGAAAUCGAAGGAGACAAAGAACCGUGAGUUCUUCGAGAAGGUGUUUCCCGAGUUGCGAAAACAGAGGGAAGACAAGGAACGUUUCAACAGAGUUGGUGCUCGCAUCAAGAGUGAAGCUGAUCUUGAAGAGAUAAUGGAUGGUUUACAGGAACAAGAGGAAGAAACAUUGCAAGAUUUAAAAAAUUCCAUUAAAGCCUGUCAGUUGGAAGAUAAGAAGAUGCGUUCGUAUGCAGUUAUACCGCCUUUGCUGUUGGAUGCGAAGCAACGAAGGAUCGCCUUCCAAAAUCGUAAUGGACUGCUCCAACCGGAAGAGUUGGAAGCUUUGCAUAGUGAGCGUAAAUUGAUCAAUGUAUGGAGUUCCGUAGAGCAUGAAUCAUUCAAGGAGAAAUAUCUUCAGCACCCUAAAAAUUACGGAGUGAUAGCUCAAUCGUUAGAACAUAAGGGCGUUCAAGAUUGUGUACAUCACUACUACCUCACUAAGAAAACGGAAAAUUAUAAACAACUUCUACGAAAGUCGCGUCAACGGACGCGUAGUUCUCGAAAUAAUCCGAAUAAUAAAGUAAAUAAUACGAGCUCGACUAUUGGAUCCAUAGAUAUUUUAACGACAGGAGUAACGACGAGGUUACAGCGAGAGCAGCAAAAGACUCAGGAAAAUCCCAUAGAUAUUUUAACGGCAGGGAUAACGACGAGGUUACAGCGGGAACAGCAACAAAAGACUCAGGAGAAUCCUCAGAAUAGUUCGGUAACGACUACAUCUACAUCCACAACGAGUACCACGGUUACAUCGAGCGUGUCGUCGACAACCGUCACGACCACGACGGUGACGACGACGACGACUCCCCUGAGCUCGACAGCAUCGAGCGUUAGCGUAACGGCAGAUUCCGUAACGGCAUCAACGACAACGACGUCAGUCUUGAACACGACAGCGUCGAGCGUCUCGGCGACAUCGACGACGUCGAGCGCAAAGGAUUCUAAAGAGACAAGCAAGGAGAACAAAGAAAACAAGACCGACUCGAAGGAAUCUCACUUGGUAAAGAUGGAUUCGAAAGAAGACGCGCAAUUGGAAACGGGGAAGGAUAUUAAAGUAAUAAUGGAAGGUAAAAGCGCGCUGUCUUCAUCCGCAUCCUCAAUGAAUAUCAACGCGACAAAUGUGUCGACUAUCCAGUCGGAAUCCAGCAAGAAGAAACCAGGCUGCAGGGACACAAGCGGCAGUGGUGCUAACGUGGCAACCAGUAGUAGAAUAAAGGAUAAGAAGAAGGAGAAUCAUACUCCCAUGGAAACCAGUGACGAAGAAGCACCGUCGAUCGACGUCGUCGAGAGCGGCAGGCAGAUAGGACCUCACGCUUGCACCGUGUGCCAAAGCGUCGUCGAGGGUAGCGCGCACAGUCGCGCAUUGCCCCGCAGCCAGGCGUCGCAAUACGGUCUACGAGAGGAUCAGGUACCGGUUGGUGCGCGCGUCUGCAACACUUGCAGAUGCAAGGCCGUCCGAGGACGUUACACCACCUGUCCGUUGCCCGGCUGUCCGAAUCUAAACAGCUCCAAGUCCAGGAUAAAACGGCUGAGAGCGUUGCCUUCCAAGUGGCUCGACCUGCCGCUGGAAAUCCGUGAGCCGAUCGCUCAAGAAUUCCAGAUACCGAAUAAUGCGACGAAAUGCUGCUCGGCUUGCUUCAGCCGUAUAUCGCGUAGAUUAGCGCCGCAUCUCACCGGCGGUACCGAAGCAUCCGAGGAUGGCGCCGAUCCAUUGUCGCGUCCAUGGACGGACGAGGAGUUGGAGCAGCUCCGCAAAGCGCUUCGGGAAUACGGUACCAAUUGGCCGAAGAUCGCUGAGCAAAUACCUGGCAAGACGAGUCAGCAGUGCAAGAAUUAUUAUUUCGCUUAUCGAAAGAAGCUGAGUUUCGAUCAAGUUGUCAGCGAGUAUUAUACAUUGUUGGGCGAGGAACGGAGGCCACCAUACGUGACCGACGAGGAGGAGAGUGGAAGUAGUACAAGUAGUUGCGAUGAACUAGCUGUUCAUGAUUCAAGUGACACCGCUAGUGCAGGAAGUCCUGCGACCACCAUGACGGGUAGUAAUGCAGCGGUGAUACCGAGUGGUGGUCCUACGGCGACAUCUUCAUCGUUAUCUUUCCAGCGACCUAAUGAGCUCGGGUCGUUAGAAAAGCUCGGUGAAAGAAUUGCCGAUGUAACCGUAGUAUCACUUGUUCCGCCUGCCGGAUCGUCUCAUCAGUCUUCCAGCAGCGGCGGUGCUGCCGCUACAUCCGGUGGUGCUAGAGAGGAUUAUGAUAGUUCUGCCACGGAGACGGCGGACGAAGGUCAGGGAGGUGCUGAUUUAGAUAAUGGCAGUGUUGUAGUGACUAUGACAACUGCCAGCGGCAACGCAACGUCGUUGCAACAACAGAGCCAACAACAAAGCCAGCAUCAGCAGCAACCUCCCACUACAGCUCAUUCGCCUCCUUCAACAACGAGUAAUUCAAAUCCUCUCACUGUCAAGGAUCUCAUGCUGGGGGUCAUUGAAAUGCAACUGAAACGCACUCCCAAUAGUCCAGCUGAUGGUGGCGGCUCGUCCGCACCUAACAGUUCCGGCACACCGACUAUAUCCAGUAUCUUGAAAACAGACCAUCGCAAUGACAUAACGUAUGUUCGCGGUUAUAAGUCAUCCUCGAAUAUGACGAAUACGGCGUUACCCAGCAGAGAUACGAAUCUGGCAACGCUCUCUGUUGUAUCAGGACCUCAUCAUGGUCAUCGAUCUGCUCCUAGUCCGCAACAAAUCAGUCAAAUGCAAGCUACUAUCACUCCUUGUCCACCGGCUGCGCCUAGUAAUCAAGGUUCGUCCUCGGAUCUUCUUCCUAAAGAAGGUUUGGUCGUCAUGCAGGUGCAACAAGCACUGAGAGAAACAGAAGGAACGCUGGAUCUAAGUAUUAAAAAGCCCCGACUCCAACAGGACUACAAUCAUUCGAUUCAACUUCACAAGCCACCGACGGUCACUCUUUAUCGACCGGAACCACCACCAGGAGCGUAUUAUCAUCCUCACACCACCCCUCAUCCCGAGCAAGGACGUAACGCAAAGAGCCCGUUAGUCUAUGCUUCGGCGCCACGACCUCAAGCAUCCAUUACACCGAAGAUGAAUAAGGUCACUGUGCCGCAGACACAUCCUAAACUGUCGCCAAAACUUGGCAGCAUGAGCACGCCAGGACACAAAGGUGGUUCCAUCACACAUGGCACGCCUGUAUCCACGGCGCGUUACGAGGGGCUGUUACGGCAAAUGACGCCACCCGGCAAUCCACCAGUGAGCGGCGCCUCCGCGAACGUUAGCGAACGUGGCGGCGGCGCCGUCAACGCCAGCUCUGCUGGUCCGGGAGCGCCGAAAGAGACUGGGGGAGGCUCUAUUACUCAGGGUACACCGGUUCUUCCGUUUGCGGUAGAUAAGCGUGGCGCGCCCAUAUAUGACUAUCAUCGUACCAUUCGACAUUCACCCGUCACAGGUAGCGGCAACGUGCCACCACCGCCGGGACAAGGUCCUCCGAGUCAAGCGACGUCGCCAGCCGUGGUAGUAAGUCAUGGUGGCAGUCAAUACAAUUCUUAUUCCGCUGCGGGACGACCGCCGCCUAGCUACACGAUGGAACAACAAUUGUCCAGCCGACAGAUCAUCAUGAAUGAUUAUAUCACCAGUCAGCAAAUGCACGCGCGCGCUCGUGGUAGUGGUAGCACUGGCGCGUCCGUCACCGGCGAGAUGGCGAGUAAGAAUGAACCGCCACCAUCAAAUCUCUAUUACGCUAGCACGCCGCCUCCUCCUCCUCCGCAGACGCAUACACAGCCGCGACAGGGUGUUAUUCAGAGGCACAAUCCGCAGAAGCAGAUGCACUAUCCGCCACCGCCAAUUCUGGAUGCGUUUUCUAAUUUAGUGGAAGUGGCAAUCAAGCAACCUACUUUGCCGGUGCCGCAUCAACACGGUCAUCCUCCGUCCGGAAGUGGGGGCCAUGAAGGUCUUGGUAAAACGAUGGCGGAUCGUCUGUUGGCCGAUCGUUAUGACAACAACCGCGCGUUUCGCGAACAAGAAAUACGGAUGCAAGAGCAUCGUAUGGCCGAGCACAGGCUCACACAACAGCAUCAACGUGAGCGGGAGAGGGAACGCGAUAUCGUUCAUUUGCGGGAAAAAGAGGAACAUCGUUUGCAUCGCGAAAAGGAAUUACAACAGCAGCUGGAGCACCGCCUCGCGGUACAGCAGCAUCAUCAACAUCGUGAGAAAGAUUUCCAGCAACAGGAACAUCGUCUUGCACCGCAACGGGAAAAAGAUAUACACGUCGAGCACGCUCGUUUGCAGAUUCGGGAAAAGGAUAUCCCGCAUGAGCAUCGGCUUAUACAUCAACAGCGAGAGAAGGAGAUUCAUCAACAAAUAGCCGCGCAACGCGAGAAAGAACACGAGCAUCGAUUGGCCGUGCAGCAACGCGAGAAAGAAAUACAGCACCAGGAGCAAAGACUCGCCAUUCAACAACAACGUGAGAAUCCUCACGUUGUUGGAUCUCCGAUCCAACAGCAUGCCGAGCGUCUGGCUGCACAGCAACGCGAGCGAGAUCUGCUACAUUUACAUCAACAACACCAACAGCAACAGCAGCAGCAUAUGCAGCACAUUCAGCACCAGCAACGUAUAGAAAUUGAGAGAAGACACAUCGCGCAGUUGUACAGAGAUCAGCAACAACAGCAGCAGCAGCUCGAUCGAGAUUCGUCGAGAUUAUUAAGCAGCGGAUUCUCGCAGUCCUCUCGGCUUCAACCGUCUCAACAAUCUCAGCAGCAGCAGCAGCAAUCAUCAUCGCGACAGAGUCAAUCUUCCAGUCAACAACAGAAUGACUCAUCGUCGACUCUCACAGCUGCCAGUUUGAUAGAUGCCAUCAUAACGCAUCAAAUUAAUCAGGGCGUUGACAACGCUAAUGCAAGUGGAUCUUCGACUAAUCAGCCGACCCGUGCUGGGGAUCGUCUUUUCCAGGGAUUUCAUCGCGAAACUCCGCAAGAACCUAACGGCAUAGCUCAUAGUCCCGCCGGCGAAGGAAGCGGCGGUGGCGCAAGCGGCAACGGAAGUGGCUGCAGCAAAGCUAUGACUCUCGGCGAGCAUGUUGAGCACAUUAUAACUAAGGAUUAUGGCCCAUCUCAUUCGUCAUAUAGAUCUUAUGGAUAUUCAAUCUCGGAGGAUCAAUGGAAGAGACGGAAACAUAAUGAGCCAGACUCGGUAAAGACUGGAGACGAGCGUCAGAUAAUACGCGUCGCGCAGCAGCAGCAGCAACAACAGCAGACGCAACAGCAGCAGCAGCAGCAGCAACAACAGGCGCAACAGCAGCAACAUCAGUCAUCGGGAAAGCAACAAUACCAUUCGGUCGAGCCGGUUUCGCCGCCGGAAACGACCGCAAAUCACUACGGACGUCGCUUUUACGAACCGAGCACUGCCACAUCCACUUCCGGAACUCCCUCCAACAAGCCGCAUCAGAUAUCGCCGUUUGAUUACGUGAAAAACAAGAUUGUCGAAGUGAUGCGCACCGAGGAUGACAAGGCUGGCGGCGGUGGCGAUACUAGCGCUGGCUCUGACAGGAAUGGAGGCGGCAACGCAGUCGUAGCGACCGAAAAGGAUGAAAAGGGAGCUGGAAGCGUGGAUAGAAGUCCAUCCGGUAGUGGUGGCGGCAGCGGUAGUGGCGGCGGUGGCAACGAGAUGGUGAUCGACGACACGGGAGGGUCGACUCGUGAACAGUCAUCGGCGCCACCGCCCGCGCCGUCGGCUACAACUACCUUCUAUCCGUUUAGCGCGCUAGGAGUUCACACUGGUCCACCGCCAGCCCCUCCACCCGCCUCCGCUACGUCCGCCUCCGUGGCAAAGUCUGAGCAGAUGCAGGCCGAGCCGGCGCCCUUGUUAUCCGCGCAAUACGAGCCGCUCUCGGAUGAGGAUUGAUAGUCUUCUGUAACUGUCCAGCGCUGUAGUUAAACUACUUGACGCUAGCGGCACACGCUAGGAUGACUACCGUAUGCACGGCUACUACAGAUAUUAAUGCA